Olea europaea var. sylvestris is the source of this 964-nucleotide messenger RNA. RefSeq names its product oleosin 18.2 kDa-like. Gene Ontology annotation, cellular component: monolayer-surrounded lipid storage body; membrane. NCBI's taxonomy places the organism in Eukaryota, Viridiplantae, Streptophyta, Magnoliopsida, Lamiales, Oleaceae. The record is from RefSeq and is a predicted model, not a curated record. The transcript has a single exon. Bases 345 to 770 code for a protein of 141 amino acids. Gene Ontology annotation, biological process: response to freezing; seed oilbody biogenesis; lipid storage.
UUUGGCAUGAUUUUUAGACCUGCUCCAGAGCUCCUUGUUGGUCCGAAUUUGCUCUUCAGACUCCAGUUUGUCUUGGCCCAAACUCUGCCUUGCUUGUUCUCUAUAUGCUUUUGAAAUUUUUGGAUGGAGAAAAAGACAAAACUAACCUUGGGAAAGCAAGAAAAAAUAAUUUCAACAACUUGAGUCAUAUCUCCAUGCAAACACUAUACACAAACACCUGUCUUCACUCAUUCCACGCGUCGCCAUUCUUCUCUCUUUAUAUACACUCCACCGCUCCGCUCUCUACAAUCAAUUCUCUUAUGCACACAAAUCUAGCUAGCUCAUCUCAUUUAACCACCGUGUGAAUGGCGGAUUACCAGCAGCACCACCAGGCAGAGAAGAAUCUGGGUCGUCCUUCAACCUCACAAGUCUUGGCGGUGGUUACUCUUUUACCAGUAGGCGGCGUCCUCCUUUGCCUUGCUGGGCUGACUCUCGCCGGCUCCCUUAUCGGGCUUGCUCUCACGACACCACUGUUCGUGGUUUUCAGCCCAGUUUUGGUCCCGGCUGUACUCACUAUCUGCUUGGCGGUGGUUGGGUUCUUGACAUCAGGAGCCUUUGGGAUAACUGCACUUUCUUCUCUCUCUUGGCUCAUCAACUACACGAGACGAAUGAGUGGAAGUAUGCCGGAGCAAUUGGAUCAGGCGAAGCGGCACGUUCAAGAGACGGCAGGACACCUUGGACACAAGGCAAGGGAAACCGGCCGGAAGACUCAAGAUGUAAUGAGACCUUAGAAUAGUAGAAUACCUUUCUUCUUCUUCUUUAAGCUUGUCCAAUCCAGUCGGUUCUGUGUCUGAGUAAUAAUUCCUGGUUGUAUGUGAAUGUUGUGUAAUUUGGGGAUAAUGUUGCAUCAGAGAAAUAUAUAAAUGUAACAUGAAAUCAAAUUAAAAUGGAGUACCAUUUCGAUUGAAAUCAGUAAUUCAAUUAA